Messenger RNA from Fasciola hepatica (liver fluke), 432 nucleotides. The record is from the annotation of a GenBank genome assembly. Lineage: Eukaryota; Metazoa; Platyhelminthes; Trematoda; Plagiorchiida; Fasciolidae.
AUGCAUGACUUUGAUUUUGAUCGAAUUAAUUGGCAAGUCAUUGCAAAGUGCUCAUCACAACAAACUUUCGGGAUCAGUUUGCAAAAGCUUCUCCUUUCAUUUCCGUCCGAAUCUGUCGUCGGAUCUCUGGGUUGUCUGUUUGCACCGGGAUGUUUAAUUUUACCCCAGAAGGAAGAUCUUUUACAGGCAGCUAACAACCGGAUUUCGAGUUUGGACCAGCGAGUCACUGCACUCGCUGCUCGGUGGCUGCCGGAGAGCGUACCUUUCACUCUGAUUAUAACUGCUGGUGCGGACAAGGAGCCGGACAUUGAAGCUAUGAAAGACUCAGGGAAGCCCAAUCUACCAAACUUCCCUGGAAGUAGCGAGUGGAAAAAGCUAUCAAAAGACCCGGGAAAUCCAAGAGCAAACUUCCAUUUGGACUCGCUUCCCUGA